AUGAGCCACAGCGAACCCAUCAAAUCGCCGACAGGCCACAGAGGGCGCAGCGAAUCACCACAGACGUCACGAAGCUUUGGCACAAGCUACAGAUCACAGCAUGGGGGAGACAGCAGGAUCGCCGCAAUCGCAGAGGAAGCUAUCGCGCAAGAUCUGCAAGAUGGAGAGUUCACAGAGGACGACAAUGUGCAAGAUGGAGGCGAGCUGGGAGCUGCGCUGAGCAGGACGAAUACGCGGGAUAUGCCGGAUAUGGGACCUCAUUCCAUGACCGGAUACCACAGGCGACCAUCGUACAUGGCUGCGACACCGAGGCCGUUUCUGGGAACUCAGCAGCCAGAGUCGAUAGUGCCUGUUGAGCAGGACUGGGAAGCUGCCAUCGGUGAAGAGAGGAGUCUGCUCAGAGACAACAACCUCAUCCCGCCAAAGCACCCGCGAAACAGAAGGGACGGCGAGAGCUCACAGGGACAUGGCUUGAGAAAAGUGUUGAGCAUGAGCUUUAGCGGGAGGAAGAAGAGCGUAGUCGCAGUGGACGAAGAAGAUGGAAUUUCACCUUCCGAAACAACAGCGCUCCUUCCCGGAGGCCGUGAUCCCAGUGCACCGUAUGGCGGCGAAGACACACCAGAAAACAUUGCCAAGAAGUGGGAAGAAGCAGUUGAAGCGGGCAAAAUCAACACCACCUGGCAGCGCGAGACGAAAGUUCUAAGCCGCUACUCCGGGCCCUUGAUCCUGACUUUCAUCCUGCAGAACUCUUUGACUUUGGCAUCCGUCUUCACAGUAGGCCACAUCGGCAAGAACGAACUCGGGGCAGUCUCACUAGGAUCUAUGACUGCCAACAUAACCGGCUACGCAGUCUACCAUGGUCUCGCUACGUCUUUAGACACCCUCUGCGCCCAGGCUUACGGCUCUGGAAACAAGAAACUUGUUGGUCUGUACCUCCAGCGCAUGGUCUUCUUCCUUUGGGCGAUCACAAUUCCAAUCGCGAUCAUCUGGCUAGCUGGUACUGAAAUCCUUGACUACAUCGUCCCGGAGCGCGAGAUUGCCGAGCUUGCAGGCGCAUAUCUGAAGGUACUGAUUAUCGGAGCGCCAGGAUAUGCGUGCUUCGAGGCUUCGAAACGAUAUGUGCAAGCCCAGGGACGGUUCGAUGCUACGCUAUACGUGCUGCUUAUUGCCGCGCCUCUGAACAUCCUGAUGCAUUACCUCUUCGUCUGGGUCUUCAAGUGGGGCUUCAUUGGUUGUCCUAUCGCCGUGGUAGUGACCGAGUGCCUCAUGCCCCUCCUCCUAUUCCUCUACGUCCGCUUCGUCGGCGGGAUGGAAUGCUGGCCAGGCUUCACACGCAAAGCCUUCACGAACUGGGGUCCCAUGGUACGACUCGCCCUUCCUGGCCUCGUCAUGGUUUUGGCAGAAUUCCUCGCAUUCGAGAUCCUCACGCUCGCAUCGGCAAGAAUCAGCGCUACGCACCUCGCAGCGAACACUGUCCUCCAAUCGCUCAGUGUCCUGACCUAUCAACUCCCGUUCCCACUCUCCAUCGCAGCGAGCACGCGAGUCGCCAACCUCAUCGGCGCAGGCCUCCCGCAAGCGGCAAAAGUCACAACAAAAGUCACUUUCAUCAUGGGCAUUUUCAUCGGCGUUUUCAACAUGGUCCUCCUCUCCUCCCUACGCUCCUACAUUCCCUGGCUUUACACCUCCGAAGCGGACGUCGUGGCCCUCGCAGCCGCUACAUUACCCGUCUGCGCUGCGUUCCAACUCUUCGAUUCCCUCGCGGCUCAGUGCAACGGAUUGCUGCGCGGCUUAGGAAAGCAGGAGGCGGGUGGGUACAUCAACCUCUUUGCGUAUUAUGUCAUUGCGCUGCCGUUGAGUUUCGGGCUUGGGUUUGGGAUACACUGGGAUCUUAUUGGACUUUGGGCGGGACCUGCUUUGGGGCUGGGAAUUGUGAGUGCGGUGGAAGGUAUCUACAUCUAUCGGACGAGUUAUGAGAAGGCUAGCGAGGAGGCGGCGGGGAGGAAUGCACAGGGGUAG
Fulvia fulva is the source of this 2016-nucleotide messenger RNA. Its product is annotated as Ethionine resistance-conferring protein 1. The transcript has a single exon. Bases 1 to 2016 code for a protein of 671 amino acids. Gene Ontology annotation, molecular function: antiporter activity; xenobiotic transmembrane transporter activity. Lineage: Eukaryota; Fungi; Ascomycota; Dothideomycetes; Mycosphaerellales; Mycosphaerellaceae. Gene Ontology annotation, cellular component: membrane. The record is from RefSeq and is a predicted model, not a curated record. Gene Ontology annotation, biological process: xenobiotic detoxification by transmembrane export across the plasma membrane.